AUGGGAUUUGCUGCGCAUUUGGCUAGCCGCCUUGGGGUUGAGGACAGGCGUGACUCAACCCGAGCUGCUUUUAAGAGCGCAAGGCUCGCGCCAGCUUCUGGGCUAGGUGCCCACCCCGGAGACCAUCUACCUGGUGCGAAAGCGAGCAAGGACAUAGCCCUGCGGAACGUGGCGAUAGGUCCCCAGCAGGACUCUUUUGAACUCUCCCGCGUGGAGGCCGUGAAAAGAUUGGCCAUCCUGCAGAAAAACUUCAAGGGAAGCGUAAGCCCCGCUUGGGCCUUCGCUCCACGUAAACCCAGCGAUGACGUGGGCGACACCGACGGCGCCGACGCAGCCGGCGGCCGCGCCUCGGACUCCUGCCGCGACAUCCGCAAUAGCAACCAAUCCGUUGGCAGCCGCGCCUCUGGUGGCAGGGGCAGCGGCAGCGGCGGAGCCGGUGUAGGGAAGGGAAGGCUGGCUCGCAACUUGAGGAGCAGUAGCAGUAGCUUUGCGGAGGAAGAUGUAACACCGCUGGGUGAUGGUAUCGGUGAUUUGAUGCAUGGAAUGGCGGUUGUGGGCCCAGGGGUGGGAACGGGAGCCAGAGCUGGAGGUGGCGGAGACGCGGAGGCAGAGGGCGAUCUGGGUCAGGUGUACGGCAUCAUGGCAGCAGAAGCUGAUUCAGCUUCUAGAGGAGGAGGAGGAGGAGGAGGACGUGAUGGCGCUCUCAGGAUGGAGCGCUGCGCUAGCAACACUCCCCGCCGGGAGGACGACCCCGCCAGCGGCUUCCGCACGGUGUCCGUAUCGAGGAUGCACCUUCACACCAAAGCGGCGGCGGCGGGGCCCGAAGCUGCCGGCGGCGGAGCCGCCGCCGCCGCCGCCGCCGGAAAUGUUGGUGCUGCCGAUGGCGGGGGGCCCACCACCGAGGGCAUUACAGAGGUCCGCUCAGAGACGGACGAGCUGACCAGUCUGCCGUUGCCGAAUUUGAUCAGCGGCCACCCAGAGGUCGGACGCGGCGGCGGCGGUGGGCAGCAGCAGCAGCAGCAGCGGCUGGUGGCGCAGACGGCGGGACACCGCUACAGCGCAGCGUCGUACCUGCAGCAGUCCCCGCUGCAGCCGGGGGCACCCGGCGGGGGAACACGCAACAGCGACCUGGGCUACUACCUGGAAGAGGCCAGGUUGUCCUGUUCUUCACCGUCGCAAGGCGCCAGGCCUGUACGGCACAAUUUAUUGGAGAGUUCGAUGGGUCGCCAGCGGGCCGCUGCGCUGACGGCCCAGGAGGGGGACGACACCGCUCGACCUGUACCUGUGGUUCUUGACUACGUGCCGUCCGUCAAGUCGCAGCCCUCCCGAGGCAACCUGCUCAGGGCGCAAUCAUCACAGAAGAACCGUGUGACCGGCGGGGGCGGGGGCGGCAGUGCCGGUCCGCUGGAUGACGACGACUGCGGUGACGUCAUCGUUGUGUCAUCGGGCUCCCGGCGUCUGGAUUACGUACCCAACAAGUCCUUCAGCCGCAAGUUCUCACACGCGACCUUUCAGAGCGGCUCCCUGCUCCUGGCUGGCAGCUCCACCUCCCGGCCCUUGUCGCCAGCAACCAGCCGACAGAGCCUCGCCAGUCCCAAGGCAUCCGAUUACUUUCUGAGCUCUCCGAGAAGUACCGCUGGACAUGGCGGAGGAGGAGGAGGUGGAGGUGGAGGUGGAGGUGGAGGCGACAGCGAGCGGUGCUUUCAAGUCACACGCGGCGGGGCAAGCACCGCCGGCGCCGCCGCCGCUGCAGCGACAGCGGCACGGCUGCGAGGUGACGGCGAGCGCCGUGUUUCGUCCUCGGCAUCGCAGGUCAACUUCGGGGCCAGUUCGUCGCCUCUGCCGCUGCAGCAGGUAUCGCAGAUGCCGCCGCCCUCUCGCGACUCCUCGCGGCGUUCGCAGCGCGCGGCCAUCACGCCAACCCUGGAGCCCCGUCCCAGCUUGCCGCAGCCAUCCGCGCCGACGCCGAGCAGGCUGCACAUGCAGAGCAGCGGUCCCGUUUCCGCCAGCAGGCGCACUGCCGUACAUGAGGUGCUCGGCAGUGCCGCCUGGACGGGACCCGGUACGGCAGCGGCGGCACCGCUCUCCGCCAGCGGCGGCUCACCUCGUGCCGCCUUCAGUACAGAAGGGGGGGUUCGCGUCGACGGCAGCGGCGGCGGCGGCGAAGACUCCGCUAUCACCAGCGGCGGCGGUGGUGUGUACGGCGGCGGCAGGACGGCGGGCCGUGCUGCACGGUUGCUGGCGACGCUGCAGCGUAUGGUGCUGGUGCUGAUGCAAGAGGCAUGA
This is a messenger RNA of Volvox carteri f. nagariensis, 2286 nucleotides long. RefSeq lists its product as uncharacterized. The record is from RefSeq and is a predicted model, not a curated record. NCBI's taxonomy places the organism in Eukaryota, Viridiplantae, Chlorophyta, Chlorophyceae, Chlamydomonadales, Volvocaceae. Bases 1 to 2286 code for a protein of 761 amino acids. The transcript has 7 exons.